CACGGCUGCCAAAACGCAGCAGCAGCUUGUGGAGAGCAGUCCCAGGCCAUAGUCGUUCCCAUGGUCGCCCUCGAUGGAUAAGAGUGUGAUUAAAUUCAGUCACUGUCACAAGGACAUCUUCUGCUUCUUCGUCCCGGAGCAAUGCCCUGAGUGUGAGGAGAGCUUCAGUGGCAGGAGGCUGGAGGAAGCACCGGUCAGUGUUCCCAACCCCUUCUCCAAUGGACACAAAGCACCAUGUGCGUUCCUCGUGGCUCCAACAGAAGACAAUCUGCUCAGAGAAUUUGAUGGUGGAUCAGAUCUACAUACUGGAAUUACAGAUACAAAGGGUGUGGUGUUUAACUACACUAAGACUGGGGUCCGCCGGGACCAUCAGGGCUGGGAGCGCUGCAUCAGUAUCCCACUGGUUCAGCCAGACAUGUACAAUCUGAUCGAUCAGUGGGAUCAAUACCUGGAGAAAUUUUCCUCAGCGCAAAUGUGGGAUCCACUGUGGCAAAGCUUUAACGAGGAGAACCACAACUGCUACAGCUACACUCUGAUGUUCAUAAACUGCAUCCUGGCCACCCAGUCCAAACGAGCUCUCAGCAAAGACGAGUUCACACAGACUUUCGUUCUGCCACGUGUCAAAAGGGCGUCCAAGUACAGCAUGCUGUGCCGGGAGAUUUCUCAAAAUCAUUUCUACAUCGUAGACAGUCCGAAAAGAAACUCGCGGGAAGGUCAAAGUGAUGAAGAGGAAGCUGGGAAGAGCAUGUCUUGAAGAAGUGCACCUGGGCUUAAAACACUAUUUAUUUAGGGAUGCAAUGAGACUUGUAAAUAUGAUUGUUGCCCAAAAAUAUUUAAGCAAAAGUGAUGUAUUGCUAUUUGGAAGAAAAAUAAAAGUAAUCAGGAACAAUAAAAGAUCAGAAAUAUAGACUGAUAUGGGAAACUCAUGAUCAUAUAUGUAUGUCUUGGCAUGGAGUUGUAAAGAUUACUAAUGGAAUAAUCCAUCUCAAGCAGCUGCUGCAGAUUUUUGUGGUAGGGGUGGAGUGUUAAUAGUCCAGUAGCAUCCCACACAUUUUCAAUCAGGGAUAGGUCUGAUAAUACUGCUGACCUAGGCAUAGCAUUAGUGUCUUAAGGGCAAGCUCAAUAGACUACAGAAGAAUGUGAACAAGCACUGUCCUGUUAAAACAGUGCACAGGACUAUGCUUUUAUGACUAUCCAUUUAAAUUCCUUCUGGAUGCAACUACUUUUUGACAAUAAGUCUAUAUCUAAUAUUGGAUAUAUACUCUCUGAAAAUUAGGAGAGCACUUCAGUUUCUGAAUCAGUUUCUCUGCUGUUGCUAUUUAUGAGGUAUAUAUUUGAGUAAAAUGAACAUUGUUGUUUUAUUCUAUAAACUCCGGGCAACAUUUCUUGCAAAUUCCAAAUAAAAAUAUUUUCAUUUAGAGCAUUUAUUUACAAAACGUGCAGACCUCAAAUAAUGUAUAAAGAAAACUAGUUUAUAUUCAUUAAAAGUUUAAGAGUUUAGGAAUCAAUAUUUGAUGGAAUAAACC
Astyanax mexicanus (Mexican tetra) is the source of this 1526-nucleotide messenger RNA. RefSeq names its product MKRN2 opposite strand, tandem duplicate 2 (gene mkrn2os.2). The transcript has 4 exons. The coding region runs from base 74 to 754 and encodes 226 amino acids. The record is from RefSeq and is a predicted model, not a curated record. NCBI's taxonomy places the organism in Eukaryota, Metazoa, Chordata, Actinopteri, Characiformes, Acestrorhamphidae.